CCUUCCUUCCCCACAAUUCUCCUUCUCUCAAACAUUAAUGGGCAGCUCCGAAGACAAAUCUUCCAUGGAUUUGGUUCAACCAAAUGACCAUCUUUGUUAUGUCAAAUGCAACUUUUGCAACACUCUUCUUGCGGUUGGGAUUCCAUGCAGACGUUUGUUGGAGACAGUGACAGUGAAAUGCGGUAAUUGUAGUAAUCUGUCGUUUUUGAGCACAAUACCACCUUUACAAGGCCAAUGCAUUGAUCAUCAUCCUCUCACUUUUCAGCCUCAGGUUGGCUUCUCUAAUGAUACUCGAAAGGGUGCAUCGAUAUCGUCUACUUCGUCGUCAUCUUCAAUGCCAAAUGAACCUCCCUCUCCAAGUUUUGUUGUCAAACCUCCAGAGAAGAAACACAGACUCCCAUCAGCUUACAAUUGUUUCAUGAAGGAGGAGAUCCAACGCAUCAAAGCUGCCAACCCAGAAAUCCCACAUCGAGAAGCAUUCAGUGCCGCAGCAAAAAACUGGGCAAGGUACAUUCCAAAUUCCGCAGCUGGGUCGGUUUCUGGGACUCCCAACGACGUUAGAAAAAGGGAAUGAUACGGUUUAGAGCACUGGAAGAAUCGGACAUAUCAAAUGGCUGUCUGGUCUAGGGUUUGAUGAUGUUAAGAUUCGCCUUGUCUGUGUCUCCAUGUCUUUAUUUAUUUAUUUUUCUCGCAUUUCAUGUUUUUCUUUAU
Cucurbita maxima (winter squash) is the source of this 711-nucleotide messenger RNA. RefSeq names its product protein CRABS CLAW-like. The coding region runs from base 38 to 574 and encodes 178 amino acids. The record is from RefSeq and is a predicted model, not a curated record. The transcript is spliced from 7 exons. Lineage: Eukaryota; Viridiplantae; Streptophyta; Magnoliopsida; Cucurbitales; Cucurbitaceae. Gene Ontology annotation, biological process: leaf development; multicellular organism development; cell fate commitment. Gene Ontology annotation, cellular component: nucleus.